Messenger RNA from Scylla paramamosain (green mud crab), 2921 nucleotides. RefSeq lists its product as uncharacterized. The transcript has 9 exons. NCBI's taxonomy places the organism in Eukaryota, Metazoa, Arthropoda, Malacostraca, Decapoda, Portunidae. The coding region runs from base 98 to 1903 and encodes 601 amino acids. The record is from RefSeq and is a predicted model, not a curated record. Gene Ontology annotation, molecular function: aldose reductase (NADPH) activity. Gene Ontology annotation, cellular component: cytosol.
UACUUGCUAGUUACGGAUGCGGUCUCCACAGCGCAUCAAGUCACAUUUCCACACUAUUAAAGAAUUAAAAACAGUGAAAUAACACAUAUCUUCAUAAAUGGAUCGAGGAACGGUAUCAUACACAUCGAAAGUGUCUGUGGCAGGAUCUGAUGAAAAAUUACCAGUAUUAGGAGUCAGUACUAAAAUGGGGAUGGAGCCCAUAAAGGCGAGGAGGUGCUUCUCGAGGGCUGUGAACCGCGGUGUGCAGCUCUUGGACACAGCUUAUUCCGACAUGUGCGAGCAGGAGCUAGCCAAAGUCCUUAACCUGUGCUGGAGGAGAGGCGAUACUAGGAAUGAGUUUUUCAUUAUUACGAAGCUGCCACUCGUCGGCAUGAAAUGGAACAUGGUCAGCAGGUUCUUGGACAUAUCUCUCAAGAACCUGGGCUUGAACUACGUGGACGCCUUCCUGAUGGAGGCGCCCGUGGGCCUGCAGUACAUAAAUGAUACCGAAGUCCGUCCAGUGGACGAAAAGGGAAACUGCCUUUUGGACAUGACCACAGACCUGCUAGAAAUCUGGAGACAUAUGGAAAUAUUGUUAACAUCUGGCCGAGCAAGAAUGAUAGGGGUUAGUAACUUCAACAUAGAACAAGUGGAGUGCCUCAUUAAUAAGGCUCGCAUCCCGCCGGCGAUAGCACAACUCGACAUCAACGCUUACAACAUGCGCAGUAUUGAGAGGAGGCUGCUUAGCGACCUUGGUGUCUCCGUGAUGGCUGUAUACGUCACGGGUAACCCUUUGCUGGAUGACAGUGAUAAGCUACCGGUCUUGCGGAAGCAUCCCAAAGUGAAGGAGAUCGCCAGGAACCACAACGUGAACUCCGUCUGCGUGUUGAUCAAGUACCUCAUCCAGCAGCACAUCGUGUCCCUCGUUAAGUUCACCUCUGUUGAUGAACUUGACAAGACCUUUGAGACAAUCGAUUCUUUCACGCUGACUGCCGCAGACAUGGGCACGCUUCAUUCCCUGGAUCAGGGUGGAGACUUACGACUCCGGGAUUUUGUUGAUUACAAAGGAUGCCAGAAUCAUCCGGAGUUUCCUUUCUCGUACGAUGCUAGACAUCCAGACGUGAAUCCUGGAAAAUGGAAGCGUUCCCGAAAUCUGCUUGGCACUCCACCACGGUACGACUUCCUUGACCCAAAUUGUCCCUUUCCUAUCAAUGAGUAUGAUUAUCGAAGGCUUCCUUCUCAUCCGCCACAACCUUACGUAACCAGUAGCAAAAGACCUCUGAGCAUUACUGAAGAAAACACACCAAAUGUAUCCAGUCUAAAGAGACCCUUCUGCCUAAUAGAGGGAGAAGCAAAAAAUCAAGAAGCACAUAAGAAACAGAAUGAGAAAGUUACUAUACAACGAUCCGUUUGCAAUCUUGUGUCACUCGUACAUGAGGAAUCUCCAUCACAGGGUACUAAUAUGACACCAAACAUUCAUCUUGGGCAGAGAGAUGAGGCAGAUAACACGCUCCCAAAAAUCUGGGCUAAGGGUUACAUCAGUUUAACUCUUACGACGGAGAAAGGUCUCUUUAAAGAUGUUCCGACCCAUUUUUCAGGGGAAUUCCAGGUUCCUCUAAAACCUGAAGGUAGUGUGAAGAAGGAUAUGCCUGAAGAGACUGAUUACGAAGACGAACACAUAGGCACAGAGGCAGUAAAAGGAAAUCAUUCGUUACCCAACAGAAUUCCAUCCCCCCGAAUCCCUUCCACGGCUCUGGCUCAAAGACGUUCUCAAGCUGUGACAGGUCAAUUUCGGAAAGAAACACGACAUCGGAUGCGCCGUGAAGAUGAAAUACCUUAUCAGCCAUACACCAAAAAGUGCGGAUGCGAGUGUCCUGGGUGUAAUAAAAAAAACCCAACCUCUGGAAAUAAGAAACGACAGUAAUAGUUUACCGUGCAAUAAAAUUAUGAAAAGAAAGAAGCUGAAUGUUUACCAAUAAAGCCACACAAAUAUAUGGAAUUUUCUACUAGCAAAAUUGAUACGGAAAACCAGUAAGAAAAAAUUAAUUAACAUGAAAGUGAAAUAAGUAAAACACUUCAUCUCAAUGAAGAAAAAAAUAAUGAAUUAGAAGCUAUCAAAAAAAUAGUCACUUUAAAAAGCCAUAUUUUUCUUCAGGUACAGAAUAUGGUUACAACAAAGAUGAUAUCGAAUAUCACUGCGCAUUUCUGAAAACAGAAAACACAGUGUAUGAUGACAAGCAUCCGAAAGGAGGCACGGGGGAGACCAGAAGACGCGUCAAAAGAAGCAUAUAAAAAACUCGUUUGCUGGAUGGACCAGGCGCUCAUCUAAUUCUGAUGGCUAGACAUUUUAAUACCAAUGUGAAACAUACGAGAAUACUUAACUGAUGAUGGCUAUACAUAUAAUUAUCUUCAUGCUUAUAAAAACAUGAUUUAUACUUCGGUAAUUUGAUGGUAUUUGAUAUUUAAGUUUAGAAGCAAUGAUGCUUAUAUAUCAUAUUAAGGAGACAUUAGCACUUGCUAUUUUAUUAUUUUCUUUUCAAGAAAUAAGUUUAGUUCCUGCAAGGAAAAAAAUGAAUAUUCAUUUGAUAUUCUAAAAGGAAUCGUAUUUCUUUUCGCGACUGAAUGACUAAUGUGUAUUACUCAAAGGAAUUAAUUGAACUAUUUCUUCAGUAACAAGUAUUGUGUACCGGUGAAAGGCGAAAGACUUAUUGCUGUCUGAACCUGUACCCCACAUCAACUUUGCGUCAGAUUCUUGUGGUUCAUUACACACCCACAAACAUAAAAUAUUCUGCAUAUGAGAUCCUAAUCUUUUUUUCUUUGUUACAUUACUAUGUAUGUAUGCACAUUAAGAUGAAAAAAUAAUACAAUGUAUCACAGAUUUUUCAUCUAUGAAUAGUAGGUCCAGAACCUACAGUAACUUCACUAAAUCUUGAUUUAAAUAA